Messenger RNA from Equus caballus (horse), 3472 nucleotides. RefSeq names its product prostaglandin E receptor 4 (gene PTGER4). Gene Ontology annotation, molecular function: prostaglandin E receptor activity. Gene Ontology annotation, biological process: cellular response to prostaglandin E stimulus; negative regulation of inflammatory response; adenylate cyclase-activating G protein-coupled receptor signaling pathway. Gene Ontology annotation, cellular component: plasma membrane. Lineage: Eukaryota; Metazoa; Chordata; Mammalia; Perissodactyla; Equidae. The record is from RefSeq and is a predicted model, not a curated record.
GUACAGAGGCUGCAAGGGCGAGAGCGGAGCUCGAAACCCCGCAGCCCGAGAGGAAGAAGAUGAACGGCCCCAGGUCAGAGCCUCAGGCCGAGUGGACCUCAAGCCGCCCCCAGGGCGCCAGAAGCGACUUCAGCGGCAGCCACCAGCCCCGGUAGCUGCCCGUGCUGCCCAAGGCUAGGGAGGAAGGUACUCCGAGCCAGGGACUGAGGCUCAGUGCCACCUGCGCGCGCGGCCGCACAUCUGAGCGCUAUCCGCCCGCGAAGGGACCUUCGGGCUCCUCAAAGCUUGGACUCGUCUGUGAAGGAACGAAGAAACAGAAAGAAAUUCAAGAUCAGGCUUCACUAACCCUUCCGCUGCCCUUCUGGUUCUCCAAGUUUUUGAAAGCUUGCCACUGUGACCUAGUUCCGGAAAAUUGGCAGCCACCGAGACCCGGCUCUGAGAAGGCAAACGCUUGGCAAGUUCCACACUGAGCGGGGCGAGACUGCGGGCUGUCUGGAGGCGUGUCCAGGACCUCUGAGGCCUGACCCUGGGGGCUCGCGGGGCUGCCCCUGCCGCAGCCACCACAGACCCAGCCUCGCACUCCAAGGCUGCGUCCCGCCGGCCACCAUCAUGUCCACCCCGGGGGCUAAUGCGACCGCCUCCUCGAUCGCCAGCUCCAACCUGCCCAAGAGUCCGGUGACCAUCCCGGCGGUGAUGUUCAUCUUCGGGGUGGUGGGCAACCUGGUGGCCAUCGUGGUACUGUGCAAGUCACGCAAGGAGCAGAAGGAGACGACCUUCUACACGUUGGUAUGCGGGCUGGCGGUCACCGACCUUCUGGGCACGUUGCUGGUGAGCCCGGUGACCAUCGCCACGUACAUGAAGGGCGAGUGGCCCGGGGGCGAAGCGCUGUGCGAGUACAGCACCUUCAUCCUGCUCUUCUUCGGCCUUUCCGGCCUCAGCAUCAUCUGUGCCAUGAGUAUCGAGCGCUACCUGGCCAUCAACCACGCCUACUUCUACAGCCACUAUGUGGACAAGCGGCUGGCGGGCCUGACGCUCUUUGCCGUCUACGUGUCCAAUGUGCUCUUCUGCGCGCUGCCCAACAUGGGCCUCGGCAGCUCGCGGCUGCAGUACCCGAACACCUGGUGCUUCAUUGACUGGACCACCAACGUGACGGCGGACGCCGCCUUCUCCUACAUGUACGCGGGCUUCAGCUCCUUCCUCAUUCUCGCCACCGUGCUCUGUAACGUGCUCGUGUGCGGCGCGCUGCUCCGCAUGCACCGCCAGUUCAUGCGCCGCACCUCGCUGGGCACCGAACAGCACCACGCGGUCGCCGCCGCCGUGGCCUCGGCCGCCUGCCGGGGUCCCCCGGCCGCCGCCUCUCCCGCCCUGCCGCGCCUCAGCGACUUUCGCCGCCGCCGGAGCUUCCGCCGCAUCGCGGGCGCCGAGAUCCAGAUGGUCAUCUUACUCAUCGCCACCUCCCUGGUGGUGCUCAUCUGCUCCAUCCCGCUCGUGGUGCGAGUGUUCAUCAACCAGUUGUAUCAGCCAAGUUCAGAGCAAGACGUCAGCAAAAACCCAGAUUUGCAGGCCAUCCGAAUUGCUGCUGUGAAUCCCAUCCUGGACCCCUGGAUAUACAUCCUCCUGCGGAAGACAGUGCUCAGUAAGGCGAUAGAGAAGAUCAAAUGCCUCUUCUGCCGCAUUGGUGGGUCCCGCAGAGACCGCUCAGGACCGCACUGCUCAGACAGCAGGAGGACAUCUUCUGCCAUGUCUGGCCACUCUCGCUCCUUCCUUUCCCGGGAACUGAAGGAGAUCAGCAGCACAUCUCAGACCCUCCUUUACAUGCCAGACCUCAGUGAAAAUGGCCUCGGAGGCAGGAAUUUGCUUCCAGGUGUGCCUGGCAUGGGCUUGACCCAAGUAGACACCACCUCACUGAGGACUUUACGAAUAUCAGAGACCUCGGACUCCUCCCAGGGGCAGGACUCAGAGAGUGUCUUACUGGUGGACGAGGUGGGCGGGACUAGCAGGGUUGGGCCUACCCCGAAGGGGAGCUCUCUGCAAGUGACAUUUCCCAAUGAAACACUGAACUUAUCAGAAAAAUGUAUAUAGGAGCUAAGCAAAGAAAUACAGCACUAUUUCUGAAAGCUUAUAAAAUCCUGUGCAAUAGACACAUAAAUGAAGUGUUUAGCUGUGCUCAGAAGGGCUAUUUCUGUCCUAGGACUCACAUUCAAGAAUAUCCUGGCUUUUGAGCACUUUUCAAACGAGCAAGGUGAUUCACAUGGGUCCCGAGGUCUGAAGCACAUCGGUUGCCACCUCGUUAUGACACAGGAUUUCCGUCACAGCUUGAUGGCUGAGAAGAUCUACCCUCAGUUUUUCUACUUGACAGGAGGAUGGCAGAAGUUUUGCUAUUUCCGUAACAUCGUGAGCUUUCUAUCUGGCACCCCAAAGAAGGCCAGGUACAGAGGGCUCCGUUUCAAUAAACUAUGAGGACUAUCUUAUGGAUGAUUUAAGUGUCUCACUAAAGCAUGAAAUGUGAAUUUUAUUGUUGUAAAUAUGAUUUAAAGUAUUUAAAGUAUGUUCUUCUCUGUGAGAAGGUUUAUUGUUAAUACAAGGUAUAAUAAAAUUAUGGUAAGCCCUCUCUCCCAGUAUAACCAGCUGAAGUUGCAGAUGUUAGAUUUUUUUUUCAUAAACAGAUUCAGACCAAGGUGUUGAAAAUUCACAGUGAAACUCAUAUCUAUAAGAUGGAUAUAAAUUUUUUAAAGGAAGUUUAGUACUGUUAAAGGAAUAAAGAAAAAUGACUAUUUAAGAUGUGAAAAUUUAUGGUCCAAAGUGUUAAAGUUCUUUCCAAUGUAUGUGUAAUACAUAGUGAAAAAUUUUUAGUGAUGGCUCUAUGUGUUUACCCAGAAAACUGUGAUUUCAGGAGACCCUAACAUGCUGGUAAAUAUUUUCUACUUUUGCCCCCACUAACUGGUUCUUUUUAAAAUGUAACAUAAAUUUUAAAGAGUCUUUAGUAAAUAACCCGUAAUUGAAGUGUAUAAUAUACAAAUAAAAAGUCUAAGCAGCUUGUUUUCCCCCUGAAAGUGUGCAUAGUUUUACUUUCCUAAGGAAUGGUCUAGAAUAUUGUUUAAAAUUUAAGAGGAAGACAGAUUGCACCAUAACGCCCUUUAUGUGGAAGGAGUGGUUAAAUCAGCCUGUCACAGAUGUCAUAAGAGUUGAACAAGUAACCGUGGGCAGUUGUUAAGGGCGCAGAACUUGGGCAUGUAAGGGUCACCUACCAGUUUUGUGUAACACUCAGAAAUGCUGUACACAUAUUUGAAGGCCCUUUCUCAAAGAAAUAUUAAGCAUGUUUUGUUGCUUAAAGUGUUUUUGUGAAUUGCUUGGUUGUAAUUAAAUUCUGAGCCUGAUAGUGACAUGGUUUUAAGAAACAGUUGUACCAACUGAAAUUAUUUUGGAGAUUAUAAUAAAUAAAUACACUCAAUCUGAGUUCCAUAAACUGUGA